Messenger RNA from Desarmillaria tabescens, 866 nucleotides. RefSeq lists its product as uncharacterized. The transcript has 7 exons. The record is from RefSeq and is a predicted model, not a curated record. NCBI's taxonomy places the organism in Eukaryota, Fungi, Basidiomycota, Agaricomycetes, Agaricales, Physalacriaceae. The coding region runs from base 33 to 830 and encodes 265 amino acids.
UAGGACUACCUUACCCACGUCAACCUCACACCAUGACGUCUGACACCCAAAGCGCUACCGCGCAGGCGCUCAGCAAGAGUGGAAUCCCCGAAGCACCAGCCCCAUGGGAUCUCAAAGCACGAAGUUGGACCUUUGUAUUAUCACCGCUAUCAAAACAGGCAAAUUUUCCAGCAGGAUGGGCUGCGCCCUACCAGGCGGAAGCUUUGGCAGGUAGUGGCGAAUUUAUAGGAGGACCGGGAAUGAUCAUGGUCGUGUCUUACACGGAAACGCCGGUCGGUCCAUAUGACGAGGUGAUAUACAUGCCUGGUAGAUGGAAGUACGCAGACGGAACCACAGGGGCACGAAUCACCAGGAUAUACGUUUCGACUGCAGCUUCAAUGGAAAAUGGUCGAAGAAACUGGAACAUCCCUAAACAGGUGGCAUCGUUCUCCUUUACCGAAGAUCCCACCACAUCAGCGUGGUCCUUGACUGUCAGUCCUCUUGAUAACCCCUCGACACCGUUCUUCAAGGUAUCCGUUGGGCGUAUCCCACUGCUAUCGAGUUUUCGUAUCCCCUUCACGUCCAAAAUCCUCGGCAGUCUUAACACAAUCGUGCAACCGCCACUUCCUCAAGGAUCCUUGCCCGAAGAGGUGGGAACCGAGAAGGGAGCUGUUUUUACCCCGCUUAUGAAGCAAAUGGUACGAUUCACCAAAAUGAAAGGGGAGUUUGAAGACGGAAAAGUUGGAGAUGGGAUAGGGUUUCCCGCGGUGGUGCCUUGGGGACUGGCCUAUCAAAUGGAGGAUGUGGUCAUGGACUUUGUGGUUCCAGAAUGGAGAGACGAGCUCAGAUGAAAGAUGUCUGGUCAUGUACUUAUAUAUCGAGCUUUC